Arachis stenosperma is the source of this 2017-nucleotide messenger RNA. RefSeq names its product rab escort protein 1. The coding region runs from base 115 to 1806 and encodes 563 amino acids. The transcript is spliced from 9 exons. The record is from RefSeq and is a predicted model, not a curated record. Gene Ontology annotation, biological process: protein geranylgeranylation; intracellular protein transport; vesicle-mediated transport. Gene Ontology annotation, molecular function: GDP-dissociation inhibitor activity. Gene Ontology annotation, cellular component: Rab-protein geranylgeranyltransferase complex; nucleus; cytosol. Lineage: Eukaryota; Viridiplantae; Streptophyta; Magnoliopsida; Fabales; Fabaceae.
ACCAUUCUAUCUAAGCCCAAACUUGUCGUUUGCUUUGGCACCAAACUGUCGUCAACUUAGCCACCUCGUUUUACGCCACACGCGGCAAAUUGCUUCGACGCGCCGUCGUUCGCGAUGGCCGUAUCCGAAGCCUCAGCCUACCCUCCCAUCGAGCCAACAAACUUCGAUCUCAUCAUCGUUGGCACUGGCCUGCCGGAAUCCAUUCUCGCCGCCGCCGCAUCCGCCGUCAAGAAGACUGUACUCCACCUCGACCCGAAUUCCUUCUACGGAAGCCACUUCGCCACCCUCUCCCUAAUUGAUCUCACUUCUCAUCUCAACUCUCAUUCCGUCCCCGCACCACCACUACCACCAUCUGCCGCCGGAUCCGGUGAUUCCGAUUACGCCGUCGUGGACCUCGUCCACGAUCCACUCUACUCCGAUAUUGAGGUCGAAUGGCAUGGUUCCGAGGACGAAACCUCGAAGAUUCGAGAAGAUUCCAGAAAAUUCAACAUCGAUUUGGGAGGACCUAGGGCGCUGUUCUGCGCCGAUAGUUGCAUCGAUCUGUUGCUGAAAUCCGGAGCGGCACAGUACCUCGAAUUCAAGGGCGUGGAUGCGAGCCUCGUGUACGAGCCUAAUGGCAGCGGUUUGGCGAACGUGCCGGAUUCUCGCGGAGCGAUUUUCAGGGACAAGAAUCUUUCGCUGAAGGAGAAGAACCAGCUGAUGAGGUUCUUCAAGCUCGUGCAGCAGCACCUUGCUGGUGGUGGCGAUCAAAGUGAAAGUGGCGGCGACAUUCAGAAGAUUUCGCAGGAAGAUCUGGAGAGUCCAUUCGUUAGUUUCCUGGAUAAGAUGCGGUUGCCGCCAAAGAUAAAAUCAAUUCUUUUGUAUGCUAUCGCCAUGUUAGAUUAUGACCAAGACAAUAAUGAGGUUUGCAAAGAUUUGCUCAAGACAAAGGAUGGUAUUGAUCGUUUAGCUCAAUACAGCUCAUCUGUUGGAAGGUUUCCUAAUGCACCAGGGGCUUUGCUUUAUCCUAUUUACGGUGAAGGAGAACUACCACAAGCUUUCUGUCGCCGUGCUGCCGUCAAAGGUUGCAUUUAUGUUCUCAGGAUGCCAGUUACUUCUCUGCUUAUUGAUAAGGUUACUGGGUGUUAUAAAGGUGUCAGACUAGUUUCAGGUCAAGAUUUAUAUAGCCAUCAGCUAAUCAUGGAUCCGUCAUUUGUGAUUCCAUCACCACUGUCCCCAUCUCUAGGCGAUUUUCCCAGAGAGAAGAUCCAAUUAUUGAGUCAGAGAGAUUUGAAAGGAAUGGUGGCCAGGGGGAUAUGCAUCACAAGGAGUUCCAUAAAGCCUGAUUUAUUAAAUUGCUCAGUGGUGUAUCCCCCUAGAUCUUUGUAUCCUGAACAAGUGACGUCGGUCAGAGCUCUUCAAAUAGGAUCAAACCUUGCUGUUUGUCCCGCGGGCACCUUUAUUUUAUACUUCUCCACUGUGUGCAAUGAUGCUGAUGAAGGAAAGAAGUUAUUAAAAGCAGCCAUGAAUGCUCUUCUUACACCGCCUGUGUCUGUAACCUCUGAAAGUAAUCCAAUUGUUCAAAGUGAUAAUGAAGAUGUAAAACCCAUUGUGCUCUGGAAUGCAUUUUAUAUCCAGAAAGUAUUCACGGGUAAAUUUGACUCUAUGACCUCCGCUCCAACACCAGAUGGAAAUCUAAACUACGCUGACAUUUUAGAUGCGACUGAGAAGCUAUUCGGUCAAAUGUACCCAGAUCAAGCAUUCUUUCCAAAGACAGAAUCACCUGAAGAUACUAUGGAUGAGAAUGGAGUGAUUAUGGAAAGCUAAUCGAAGGUCAAGUAGACUGAUCUUCUCGCAGGACUGCAACACCAAUCAUGUGAUCUGGGUGACAGUAAGUUGUGAAGUUAGAUAUAUGCAUCUCCCAAUUUGUAGAUUUAGAUAAGAAGGUCGCAAGUCAAAAUUUUGGGAGAACAAAAACAAAGAGGUCAUCAGGCUCGGAAAAAAAAAAAAAAAACUACUGAGUCUAUAAUGUUUAUCU